This is a messenger RNA of Portunus trituberculatus (swimming crab), 2094 nucleotides long. It is a transcript of the gene Nsun2, whose product is annotated as tRNA (cytosine(34)-C(5))-methyltransferase-like. The record is from RefSeq and is a predicted model, not a curated record. Gene Ontology annotation, cellular component: nucleus; cytoplasm. Lineage: Eukaryota; Metazoa; Arthropoda; Malacostraca; Decapoda; Portunidae. Gene Ontology annotation, biological process: tRNA methylation. The transcript has 12 exons. Gene Ontology annotation, molecular function: tRNA binding; tRNA (cytidine-N5)-methyltransferase activity. The coding region runs from base 198 to 2093 and encodes 631 amino acids.
ACAACAGUGACAAAACCGCCGAGGCACGGUGGCAAGCGCCACCCUAGCCAGCCUAGCACCAUCAACACGCGGCUGGCGGCACCACAAGGUUGUGUUUGGAUUGACACAACACGAAGCCAGAGUUAUAAGAGGAAGGAGGAUUAACGAAGCUGUGGCGCGUGGCUGCGAGUGUUGACAGGGUGUUAUUACGUACCACUAUGGGGAGGAAAGGAAGGAAGCGUGGCAAAAAUAACGGAGGGAGUAGAGUAGAGCGUCCCAAAAAGGAGCGGCCCCCAGGAGUGAGCUAUGAAGAAGUAGUUAGAGAAAAUAAGAAUUUUGAAACAUUUUACAAGGCCCAGAAAGUUGUACCUGAAGGUGAAUGGGAAGAAUUCCUUGCCUGCAUGAAAGAGAAUCUGCCUGCUGCCUUUCGUCUCACAGGAACAAAGGAUAUGGCGUGUGCACUGCUCAGAGUGAUGAAGACAACAUUUUUUGAACCACUUUCUCAGAUUACUCCACCAGAACUCACUCCAGAAGAACAGGAGGCUGGUGAAGAACCUGUCAAACCUCUGAAGCCUUUUUGUUUGCCAUGGUAUCCCAAUAAUCUGGCGUGGCAGCUGAACUUGACCAGGAAAAACAUUCGCCGAUGUGAGGCAUACUGGCAGUUACACCAGUUCCUCAUAUCAGAGACGGAGACUGGCAACAUAUCUCGUCAAGAAGCUGUGAGCAUGAUACCACCUGUUGUCUUGGAUGUUCAGCCACACCAUAAGGUAUUGGAUAUGUGUGCAGCACCAGGCAGCAAGACCGCCCAGCUCAUUGAGUUCCUUCAUAGUGCAGAUGAUGAUCGCUCAGCAGCCAUACCUGAGGGGAUAGUUGUUGCCAAUGAUGCUGACAAUAAGCGUUGUUAUAUGCUUACUCAUCAAGCCAAGCGAUUGCAGAGUCCUGCCAUUAUAAUAACGAAUCAUGACGCUGCCUUCAUGCCAAACAUCCACCAUACACGCAAAGAUGGAAGUGUUGGACCCAUCAAGUUUGACCGUAUUCUUUGUGAUGUUCCGUGUUCAGGAGAUGGCACACUUAGGAAAAAUUUUGAUGUUUGGGCAAAAUGGAACCCUGUUAAUGGAGCAAACUUGCAUGGCUUGCAGUUGAGAAUAGCUCGCCGAGGAAUAGAAAUGUUAGCAGUGGGAGGACGUCUUGUUUACUCCACCUGCUCUCUUAAUCCUCUGGAAAAUGAAGCUGUCAUCCAGAGGCUGCUGAUGGAGGCUGAUGGCUCCAUUCAAUUGGUUGAUGUUUCAAGCCAAUUACCUGGACUGAAGUUCAUGCCAGGUUUGGAAGAGUGGCUACUAAUGAAUCGGGAGAUGGAGGCUAUCAAGUCUGUUACUGAAAUACCUUUGAAGAAUACAAAUCUGUUUAAUAAGCACCUCUUUCCACCCUCAAUGGAAAACAAAGAAAAACUAAAUCUGAAGAGAUGCUUAAGAAUUUUACCACACCACCAGGACACGGGAGGGUUCUUUGUUGCAGUUCUUGAGAAGACCAAGCCUCUCCCUGGUGAAAAGGUUUACAAGGAAAUCAACCAAGAAGAAAUUCCCACUGUGCCAGACACUGCAACUCAAAGAAUUAGACAACCACCUAAAAAGAAGCGGCGCCAGGGUUUCAGAGAAGAACCAUACUAUUAUUUUGAAAAAGAUGAGGUAGUGUGGCCAGGUAUUGAUGCUUUCUAUGGGAUGCAUGAGGAUGUAGAUCCGGGCCUUUUCCUUACCAGGACCAAGGAUGGCAAGAAAAGGAAUAUAUACUUCACCAACAAAUGUAUUAAGGAUGUUGUUGCUCAGAACCAAGAUCACAUCAAGAUAAUCAACACAGGUGUCAAAGUGUUGGUAAGAAGUGACAACAAAGGCUCUCCAUGUGACUUCAGAUUAGCUCAAGAUGGUUCAAGAGUAUUAUUACCAUUAUUCAGCAAACGCAAAAUCUCCGUGACUAAAAAUGACUUGGUCAUAAUGCUGCAGAAUGAUGACAUGGAAAUGCCUCCUGAAAUAGCAACACUUGAUUCCAGAACACAAGAACAAUGUGCAGACCAUUGUAAGUUAUCUGUGUCGUACUGUGAAUGGCAUUUUAUAUAUUAGA